AAAUGGACCCCCUGCUCCACGCCUGGAGUUACUUCAGGCGGAGGAAGUUCCAGCUGUGCUCGGAGCUCUGCUCGAAGUUGCUGGAGAAAGAACCGGGCGACCAGGCUGCUUGGUGCUUGAAAAUACGAGCCUUAACAGAAAUGGUUUAUGUGGAUGAAAUAGAUGUGGAUCAGGAAGGCAUUGCUGAGAUCAUGCUUGAUGAAAAUGCUAUUGCGCAAGUUGCACGUCCUGGUACUUCACUGAAGCUCCCUGGAACUAGUCAGGGUGGAGGUCCCAGCCAAGCUGUCAGGCCAGUGACUCAGACAGGGAGACCCAUUACAGGGUUCGUGCGACCCAGCACACAAAGCGGACGUCCAGGUACUAUGGAACAGGCCAUAAAGACUCCAAGAACUGCCCGCACUGCCCGCCCAAUGACUAGUGCUUCUGGGAGAUAUGUCAGGCUUGGAACGGCCUCUUUGCUCACAAAUCCUGAUGGCCCCUUUAUAAAUGUGGCUAAACUGAACUUAAAUAAUUAUGCUCAAAAACCAAAGUUAGCAAAGGCAUUGUUUGAAUACAUUUUUCACCAUGAGAACGAUGUUAAGAACGCUAUAGAUCUGGCAGCGUAUGCCACCCAGCACGGCCAAUUCAAGGACUGGUGGUGGAAAGUGCAAAUUGGGAAGUGUUAUUACAGGUUAGGAUUGUAUCGUGAAGCAGAAACACAAUUUAAAUCGGCUCUCAAACAGCAGGAUAUGGUAGAUACAAUACUGUACUUGGCAAAAGUGUAUUCCCGCUUGGAUCAGCCAUUGACAGCUUUAAAUGUUUUCAAGCAAGGAUUAGAUCGGUUUCCCGGAGAAGUCUCCCUCCUUUGUGGUAUGGCCAGGAUCUACGAGGAAAUGAACAACAUUUCUGCAGCUGCGGAAUACUAUAAAGAAGUCUUAAAACAAGACAACACACAUGUGGAAGCCAUUGCAUGCAUUGGAAGCAAUCAUUUCUAUUCAGACCAAUUUGAGAUAGCAUUGCGGUUUUAUAGGCGGCUUCUGCAGAUGGGUGUUUAUAAUUGCCAGCUGUUUAACAACCUGGGCCUCUGCUGCUUCUACGCCCAGCAGUAUGACAUGAUUCUCAGCUCCUUCGAACGUGCACUCUCUCUGGCUGAAAACGAAGAGGAGGUGGCCGAUGUUUGGUACAACCUGGGACAUGUCGCUGUGGGGAUAGGGGAUACGAGCUUGGCUUUCCAGUGUUUCAAGCUGGCCUUGGCAAACAACAAUGACCAUGCAGAAGCUUACAACAACUUGGCUGUGCUGGAAAUGCAAAAAGGCCGCAUAGAGCAGGCAAGAGUGUUUCUGCAGACUGCGUCGUCAUUAGCACCUCAUAUCUACGAGCCACACUUCAAUAUCGCUGUGCUGUCUGAUAAGGUCGGAGAUCUCCAAAGAAGUUACAUCGCUGCUCAGAAGUCCGAGGCAGCGUUUCCAGAACACCUGGACACGCAGCAACUCAUCAAGCAACUGAAGCAGCACUUUGCCAGGCUUUGAAGCCUCCCUUGGAAAAAUGUCAUAAAUUAUUUUUCUUAAAAUCUGUUAAUU
Molecule: messenger RNA, 1559 nt
Organism: Euleptes europaea (tarantolino)
Lineage: Eukaryota; Metazoa; Chordata; Lepidosauria; Squamata; Sphaerodactylidae
Gene: TTC8
Product: tetratricopeptide repeat domain 8
Exons: 14
Coding region: 3-1508 (501 amino acids)
Biological process (GO): non-motile cilium assembly
Cellular component (GO): non-motile cilium; ciliary basal body; BBSome
Molecular function (GO): protein binding
Source: RefSeq, a predicted model, not a curated record